AUGGCCAGCCGACUGGAAGAGGUGCUGCAGGCGGCGGCAGGCGGGAAGACUCGCGAUGUGAACGCAGCGCUGGGGGGUGACGGCGGGAAGGCGUUGGUGACGGCGGCGACGGCGAGCGGAACAACUCUACUGCAUGUGGCGGCGGCGGCUGGCUCGCUGGCAACGCUCACGGUUGUGCUUCGGGCUAUCAAAGCGGCAGCAGACAAGGUGGCGCUUACAGAGGGUGAACGGGCAGCUGCGUCGUUCCUGCGUAUGCGCUUUGGCGCUUCCGUCGUCGACACAGGCCUCACGCCCAUGCACGAGGCCGUACUCCGUGGGCACACCCUCCUCAUCCACUCGUUGGUCGAGGCGGACGGUGCAAUGUUCGACGUUCCUGAUGCCCGUGGGUGGACGCCGCUACACUAUGCCGCGCAUCUCGACCUUCCCGAGGCCGCCCAAGCCCUGCUCGACGCAGGUGCCAAGGCGACGUCGGCCGACCCGGCCGGCCUCACUCCGCUGCAUCUGGCCGCCAUGGCCGACGCCUUUAUAGUCGCCAAGCUCUUGGUCCAGCACGGCGCAGACGUCGAAGCGCUGGCCUCGCCUCAAGAGCAGAACUCACCGUUGCUGAUGGCAACCGCACACGGCGCCGCGUCGGCCGCAGCCUACCUGCUCUCCAUUGGCGCGCACCACACCACGCCCAACGCCAAAGGUCUUACACCGGCCACAGUUGCCAAGACCAAGCUGGUCAAGAAGUUGCUCCGAGCCGACCAUGCAGCCAAGAUUGUGAGCGAGCGCGCCGCCGUCGCGACUGGCCUCGCCGCCCUGUGCGUCGGCCAGCUUGCGCUGCCGGCCUUCCGCGAGCUUGUGGCGGCGUACAACAAGUUCAUCGAGUCUCUCGAGGCCACACUAGGGGUUGCGCAGCGCGUGUCAGCCAGCUCUUCAGCCAGCUCAUCGGCCAGUUUGUCCGCCAGCAGCUUGUCAAGCUCUUCAUCGAGCUCUGGCGGCAGCAGCGGCCUCGCACGGCAAAGCUCCGGCGCGCAGGCUGAAGCCGGCCUAGGCGCUGCGCUCGCACUCGACUUUAACCAUCCUGUCUUCCUUCCAACGGACACAAGCUUGUCCGGCGCGCCGGCGUCGUACGAGCCGACGAGCGUGCCGCUCCCGCCGUUGUAUGCGGCGGUGGCGUGUGCGCAGACGAGCGCAGUCCGAUUCUUGCUCGACAACGCCGCUUCGCCAGCGCUCAAGGCGCCAUGGGGCGAGCCAGUCCUCGCGGCAGCAGCGCGCACAGGAGUCAAGUACAUCCUCUCCGCGCUCACCAACGCCGACGCGCCCGACCUGCACGAGCAGCUGGACGCCGACGGGCGCAGCCCGCUGUGGGCCGCGCUGGAGCUGGAGGAGAUGGCGGCCAUCUCGGCUGUGGAGCUGCUUACCGAGGCCGGCGUCGACGUCGACGUCCGCGCAACCAAGAGCCGCGAGAGCGUUCUCUUUGCCGCCGUCCGCAAGGGCUUCCUUGAAGUCACCAUCCAUCUUCUCACCGUCGGCGCUGACCCCAACGCGUCGUCGGUCACCGGCCUCACCGCCCUUCACCUCGCGGCCAAGCACAACUGGUUCUCGGUGGCGCGCGUCCUCAUCGACGCCGGCGCCAACGUCAACGCGCUCGACACUGACCACAACUCGCCGCUGCACCUUGCCGCACUACACGGCGCACUCGAGACCGCCCACAUCCUUGUCGAAGCUGGCGCUCGCACCUCUGAGCAGACCCGCGCACUGUUCACUCCUCUCCACGCCGCCGCUGCCGUCGGCGACGUCGAAAUGGCGCAGAUGCUCCUCGACGCCGGCGCCGACCUCGGCCGUAUGAACUCGUCGGGCGAGACCGCCGUCGACGUCGCGACACAGCGUGGGCACUCGCUCUUUGUCCUCACCUUUCGCGGGCAGCAAGUGGCGCAGUCGGCGUCGCCGACAGCGUCGCCGGCCUCGCUCCCUCCUCGCCCGCCAAGCUCGCCUGGCUUGCCGCGAAGCGAGUCGGCGACCGCGUCGCGCCCGGCGCUCGGCGCGGUCGAGCAUGUCGAUCUCGACGCGCUCGCCCGGACUCCGCGCGGCUCGCGGCUUGCCAUGGCUGUCUUUACGCAGGACGAAGCCAUCAGGUGGGUCCGUGCCGCUAUUGCUGACUGGGCACCGGCGUACUCGGUGGCGGUGAUGCAGAGCCCGGAGCGAGUCGCCGAAGUCGCCCGCGCCUCGGCCUCGCAUCCCAGCUCACCGGCGCUCUACGUCACCGCCAUGUUCUCCAAGCCAACUCCGCAGCGCCCGGUCCCGCUCGCCGCCGUCUCGGUCCACUUUGUCCUCCACAACCCAGAACGCUCCACCCAGAGCGAGUUGGUGCGGACCAUUGACGGAACACCGCGAUUCCAGCAGGCAUGGCUCGACAUGCUCAUGGAGGCCAAGGCUCGAGUUCAUGCUCUCUACACCCACAUCUAG
This is a messenger RNA of Thecamonas trahens ATCC 50062, 2451 nucleotides long. Its product is annotated as ankyrin. Lineage: Eukaryota; Apusomonadida; Apusomonadidae. The record is from RefSeq and is a predicted model, not a curated record. Gene Ontology annotation, molecular function: protein binding. Bases 1 to 2451 code for a protein of 816 amino acids. The transcript is spliced from 2 exons.